This is a messenger RNA of Amblyraja radiata (thorny skate), 894 nucleotides long. Its product is annotated as SUN domain-containing protein 2-like. The annotation marks the transcript as partial. Gene Ontology annotation, molecular function: protein-membrane adaptor activity. The transcript has 8 exons. NCBI's taxonomy places the organism in Eukaryota, Metazoa, Chordata, Chondrichthyes, Rajiformes, Rajidae. The record is from RefSeq and is a predicted model, not a curated record. Gene Ontology annotation, cellular component: meiotic nuclear membrane microtubule tethering complex; nuclear envelope.
UUAGUGCGGAAGACUCAGUGCUGUGCUCGGGCUGAGGCUCGGGGUGGUGGUGCUACGGUGAGGAUGUCCCGCCGCAGUCCCCGUCUGGCCACCAACGGCUAUUACCAGCACAACGACGACACCUCCAGCAGCAGCAGUGGCUCCGCCAAAUCCGGUGCUCCCUCUUACAAGGAGACUCCCGUCAGGUUGCACAAGAAAAGGUCAAACAGCAAGGGGCCGGGACCUGUGCCUGACGUUAAAGGUUCGCCGUCCAACAGUUCAGUCAACAGUCUGAGUAGCUACAUCAGCAACACCUCCAAGCGCUCUCAGCACUCUCAGCACUUCGGCAGCUGCAGCGGCUGGCAGGAGCCCGUCGGUUUGGCCUACUCUGAAUCAUUCUCUCCCCUUGCCAAGCUGUGGGGCUGGAUCUCGCUACUGUCUCCAGAAAAAGCUUUGUCCCUGGUGUACUGGUGGUUGGGCACAGCCUUGUACCAGUUAACAACGGCUAUCUCCUUGAUCGAUGUCUUUACUCCUUUCAGGUGUGUCCCUCACGUGAAGAAAUGGAUGCUGCUGGUGUGUGUUGGCCUCUUGAUGUCAUCCAGAGGUAUCUGGUCUCGUCCUGAGAAGCUGGGCGCGCUGGAAAGCACUCAGGAAGUGGAAAGCAUUGUGGAGCAAGCCCUGAAACUGUACAGCGCUGACAGGGUUGGAUUGGUGGAUUAUGCACUGGAAUCUGCUGGUGGCACUGUGAUCCACACACGCUGCACAGAGACGUUAGAGACCAAGACUAUUCAUAGUCUGUUUGGCUUUCCACUGUGGUACCAAUCUCACUCACCCAGAGCUGUCAUUCAGGUAUAUAAUCCUUGUACUGCUGCUCCCUACUGUCUUGAAAGCAGUGACCUUCGAAUCCUCUCCUAG